GUUUUCCGCUUCUUUUGUCCUGAAGAUUUCAUUUUUAGUUUAGGGAGUGGGUGUUCUGAUGGUUUUUUUGUGCUUUCUCACGUCAUCAUGGAUGGUUUGCUUGAAGAUAAUUUGUGGUGGUAACUCUGAUGCUCGAGUAACCUUGAUUUCUUGUCAAGCUCGAAUUAUGUAGGAAGUAGAGAUCGAUUUGUUGUUGUUUCGUUCUUUUGUUUUUGGGAGUGGCAUCAUGAAAGUUCUUGGAGGGAGUUUGUAUUGACAGCUUCGGUUCUUGAGUAACCAUGAUUUCUUGUUUUCUUGGCAUUUGCUUGGUGUGUUCUUAGCUUCUGCGAGAUAUCACACUUCAAAACGAAUCUUUACUGAUAAUCUCUGGUAAGAUUCACUACUUUUAUCUAUUGCUUAAGAUGCUUAGGGAUUUCGCUUGGGCAUGGUAAAACAAAUGAAUCUGUCUCUCAGAUGAGAAUCAUGGCCAUCUCUCGACCUCAUAUUUUCGGUACAAUUCAGAAUAGCUUCCUUCGAAACAAUUUUAGGGAUUUUUUUUUAACUUCAAUUUGUAUUGUUCUACUUAAUUUUACAGCUCAAACCUCUUUAUGUUGUUUUCUAGCUCAAUUUUGGCCCUUAACUUAGUAGAAUUAAUCCAUCAGUUUCGUAAAAGUUAAUUCAGCUAAAUUCAACUUGGUCUUCUUGUAAGAUAUGAGCAGGUCAGAUUACGGAGUAUACCAUUACAGACGACAAAAGAACUCCUUACUCUUGAUUUGAUUCAAAAUUAUGUUUCUUUUAUUGUCAUUAAGACCGGAAAUCUUCUUUUUUCCAGCUCAACCUCGGUUCACCAAAGAGAUCAAAGAGAUGGGAAGGGGUAAGAUUGAGAUCAAGAGGAUCGAGAACACCACCAAUCGCCAAGUCACAUUCUGCAAGCGGAGGAACGGGUUGCUGAAGAAAGCUUAUGAAUUGUCUGUGCUUUGUGAUGCCGAGAUCGCCCUGAUCGUGUUCUCCAGCCGCGGCAGACUUUACGAGUACUCCAACAACAAAUAUUGGUCUUCCAGCAUAAAAUCAACAAUUGAGAGGUACAAGAAGGCAUGUGCUGAUAGUUCAAAUUCAGGUGCCAUUGUAGAUGUCAAUUCCCAACACUAUUAUCAGCAAGAAUCUGCAAAACUGCGCCACCAGAUCCAAAUAUUACAAAAUGGAAACCGGAACUUAAUGGGUGACUCUCUAAGUUCUCUAAGUGUCAAGGAGCUUAAGCAACUAGAAAACCGACUCGAAAGAAGCAUCACAAGGAUCAGAUCAAAAAAGCAUGAGUUGCUGUUUGCAGAAAUUGAGUAUAUGCAGAAAAGGGAAUCGGAGCUACAAAGUGACAAUUCCUACCUGAGAGCCAAGAUAGCAGAGAAUGAACGAGCGCAGCAGCUAAGCAUUAUGCAAGCAGGGACCGAGUAUUAUACUCUUCCAACGUUUGAUCCCAGGAACUACUACCACACAAAUAUGUUGGAGGCAGCAGCCGAUUACUCGCAUCACCAAGACCAAACAACUCUCCAUCUUGGCUAUGACACUAAAACUGAUUCUGCUGCAUGAAGUUAAUUCUUAUGGAAUAGCUUCCUUGUUGUUAUGAGGUGUUCAUGGAGAUAUAUCAGAAGUCAGAAUUAUCUUUGACAAACUGUCUUUCUUGAGAUCCUGUUGCUUACUACUACUACUACAUGUCUUGACAUAAAUCAUAUCAACUGUAUUAGAUGGCAGUUGCAGA
This is a messenger RNA of Musa acuminata AAA Group (dessert banana), 1732 nucleotides long. RefSeq names its product agamous-like MADS-box protein AGL11 (gene MADS7). Gene Ontology annotation, molecular function: protein dimerization activity; DNA-binding transcription factor activity, RNA polymerase II-specific; RNA polymerase II cis-regulatory region sequence-specific DNA binding. Gene Ontology annotation, cellular component: nucleus. NCBI's taxonomy places the organism in Eukaryota, Viridiplantae, Streptophyta, Magnoliopsida, Zingiberales, Musaceae. Gene Ontology annotation, biological process: positive regulation of transcription by RNA polymerase II. Bases 766 to 1563 code for a protein of 265 amino acids. The record is from RefSeq and is a predicted model, not a curated record. The transcript has 7 exons.